Notechis scutatus (mainland tiger snake) is the source of this 541-nucleotide messenger RNA. The record is from RefSeq and is a predicted model, not a curated record. NCBI's taxonomy places the organism in Eukaryota, Metazoa, Chordata, Lepidosauria, Squamata, Elapidae.
CCUCUGUCUCUUUGCAGGACUACCCUUCUCUUGGGCACUUGGCUGAAGUGUUGUCCAAAUCUAAUAUUCAACCCAUAUUUGCUGUGACUAGUUCCAGGCUAUCCUUAUACAAGGAGCUGAGCAAGCUGAUUCCAAAGUCAGUGGUGGGGGAACUGAAGUCGGACUCCAGAAAUGUGGUGCAGCUCAUAGAAGAUGCCUAUAAAAGUCUUGCCUCCACAGUGAAACUGGGACAUUUCUCAGACCUUCCACCUGGGAUCUCCAUUGCUUAUGACUCCCAUUGUGGGGACACGGAAACCUAUGGGCAGACAGAGGGUGGAGAAUGCAGUGACGUGUCUGUCAACCAGUUGGUGCAAUUUACAGUGAAGGUAAUGGCAACCACCUGCCUACCUGAAUCCCAGAAGCUGGUGUUGCGAGUAUUGGGAGUGGGAGAGGAGGUCCAUGUAGAGGUGUCAACAACCUGUGACUGCCAAUGUGGAGACACCCAGCCUGAUGCACACCACUGCUCUGGUGGACAUGGCAACCUCACCUGUGGCAUUUGCAG